GGGCGAAGGGCGCGGGGCCCCCUUUUUUUGAUUCGGGAGAAGCGGCACCCUCGAUUCUUCUCUAGGGUUAGGAUGUGGAAAUUGUGCCCGGCCGAUGAGACCGGAGGAGGACAGUUAUAUCGGUUUUUAGUUGGUGUUGAGUAUGUUGUUGGACGAAAGAAUUGUGGAAUUUUAAUUCAAAAUGAUCAGUCAAUCAGUCGAAGUCAUGCAGUUCUUUCAGUUAAUCAUCCCCAGGUGAACCUUAGUCAAUCUUCAUCAUUUCCUGAAUUAACUUUAAAAGACACUUCAAAAUAUGGUACCUUUGUUAAUGGAGAAAAGCUACACAAUGGUAAUACCAUAAUAUUAAAUACUGGUGACAGAAUCACUUUUGGAGUUUUUGAAAGCAAGUACAGAGUGGAAUAUGAACCACUGGUAGUGUGUUCUUCAUGCUUAGAUGUUUCACAGAAAAAUAUUUUAAAUAAAAAUAUUCUUCAGCUGGGUGGCCAUGUAGUAAAUGAGUGGAAUGAAGAUUGUACCCAUCUUGUUAUGAUUCUGGUCAAAAUUACUGUGAAGACAAUAUGUGCACUGAUUUGUGGUCGACCAAUUAUGAAGCCAGAAUAUUUUGAUGAAUUAAUCAAAGCCAUUCAAGCAAAGCAACAAUUACCACUGCCUGAAAGAUUUUUUCCACGAGUUGAUGAACCAAGUAUUGAGAAUGAAAAUAUAGAUCUUACCAAGUAUCCUAGAAGAAGAACUAUUUUCAGAGGAAAAUCUUUUAUGUUUCUAACGGCAAAACAGCAUGCAAAAUUGAAUUCAGCAAUUAAGCUUGGAGGAGGAGAGGCAAAACUGUUGACUGACAAAACAGAAGAUGCUGCUGCUUUAAUAACAUCUAACACUUGUGUCAUUGAAGUAGGAUCUACAAACUCCCAACCAUCAGUUUCUACUUUGGACAAAAAAUGGAUUGAUAACAUCACAGCUGCCUUGCAAAGGAAAAACUACAGAACAAUUUUAGAAGCAGAAAUCGGUUUAGCAGUUAUUUUUGCAUCUACAGAAAAAUACUGUAACCCUCAAAUUUCAUCCAGUGGAGAUAUAAAAACUGCUACCAUAGCAUCCCGUGUCUCUGAACAAAGUCAGUCUCAGAUUGUGGCAGUGGAGGAAACAACAAUGGCUUCCAACCAAGAGGACAGCAAUGCAUAUGUAGCUGACACAGAAAUGGAUGAAGUGAUGGACACAUUACUUAUUGAAUUAUCACAAGAGAAAACAAAGACAGAACCGCCUGUCAUCCAGUCACAGGAUAUUAUUGUUAGGGAGACUCCAGAAGGAACAAGCAGUGUAAACAGAGGAAAAAUCCUGCCCGAGCUGAAGAAGACACACGGAGCUGACUUCACCAGUCUAGCAUGCUUAUCUUCUGAAAUUUCAAGUCACAGCAGGAACAGAGAGAAAGAUUCACAGCAACUCGGUUCAAUUAAAAAUUACUUUCAGGCCACUGCUAAAAAAAGAGAAAGGAAUGAGGAUGUAGAAACACCAUUAUCAAAGCAUGCAAAGAUGGAGAAGAAGUCGUCACAGGUUUCCCAUCAAACAUCAUCUGUACCUUUUUUGCUAAGGGAAAAUAAUAUGGAUUCUCAGAAAGGACAGUGUGCAGCAACACAAGGAGUGAGUGACUCAAACAUGGACUCAAGAAAAUCUUUAAUAGUGGAAAAUAACAAGUUAAAGCAAACAGGAAUGGAAAGUAUUCCUGUUGAAACGCCUGCAUCAAAGAAGAGAAAAAAAAUAGAAGACUUUGUUGAAGAUGAAGCUUCGUUAGAACUUGUAUUUGCAAGCCAAGAGUUGGACCCAGAAGAGAAUAUAGGAGAUCAGGAUGAGCAAAACACUCAGAAUGCAAAGAAAAAAGUAAAACUGGAUCUUAAAGAAAGCAGUUUAAGAAACAAAGAAACAAAAAUAGAAGCCACUGGAUUUUUGGAAAAAAAUGAGGAAUCCCUUCCAGCAGAAAACCAGAAAGAAGAAAUCAAAAAAGAACAACCAGAACCUAGUACAGAUAAAUGUGGAGAUGAUUCAAGUUAUCUACCUGGUAAACGUUUGCUAAUGGAAUUCAGAUCAUUGGUUGUUACUCAACCAAGGAAAACCAGUUGUCCAGCAAAUUCAGACUACAGGCAUCUGAACAACUUUAAAAAAUUUAAAAAGAUAGUUUAUCCUGGGGCAGGGAGGCUUCCAAAUAUUAUUGGAGGAUCAGAUCUGAUAGCUCAUCAUGCUAGAAGAAACCCUGACAUGGAAGAUUGGUUGAGACAAGAAAUGGAGGAGCAGAAUUGCCAAACAAGAGAGGAGUCACUUGCAGAUGAUCUGUUCCGGUAUGAUCCGCGAAUAAAAAGAAGAUAAUUGUACCUCUAAUUGCUUGCUAGUAAUAAACUGCAGUAUCAGAGUUACUUUAUAAUCAACCACAUCUGCUGAAAAUGAAGGUUUUAAAAAGAAUGUUUCUGUUUAUAAGAAACAGAACUUGACACUAGUCCCAAUUAGUGAUGGAUCCAAAACUAGCCAAUUUUCUUGUAGGUUUUGAAAUAUUAACCCAAAGGAAAAUAUUAAACCUCUCAAUCUGAGCGGGAGAGGAAUUUAAGCUUCCUGCAUUUGCAUAAUCUUUCAAGCCUCCUCCAGCCUUGUUACUAUUUAGUGAAAUUCUCCACCUACGUUUGUGCUGCAUGUCGGGUCCAAGGAAUUGAGGGGAAUGCUUAGAAAACCCAUUGAAUGGCACCGAGAACCUUGCUUUCCGUUUUUCCAUUAAAUACACAUUUGUAGCUUGCGGUGAAAACUAGUGGAUGAGGGAAAGGCCUUUUCCUCCUGACACAUUGCUGUUCUUGGAGUAGCUAGAAGGUGUAGUGAAAGAGGCACAGGAAGAGGCAGAUGAUUCUGAACAUAUUGCCAUGUAUCUAUAGAAUUGUGGGAAUAAGAUUUGGGCUGAUAUUAGAGAUUUCAUCAAAACGAUCUUGGAACCAGUCUUGAAAAUGCCAAGCUUUUAAUAGCAUUCCAACAAGAAAGUUUUGGUUCUGGUUUUUGCUGACCAAGGAGUUUGCCCAUUGAUACUGAGCCUAAUAAGUUUUAUGCCUUUAGAAUUCCAUUUCAAGCCACAUUUUAAGAACUUUCUAUGAAAGCUUUUGUUUUUAUAAAAAGAAAUGGAGACACCACAUUUUAAAAGGUAAUUUUAAAGUGUUUGUUUAAUUUAUGCAUUGCAACUAUUUCUAUUUAUAAAAGAUGGCCCUUUUAAUAAGUCACACUUUAUUGAUCUGUAAGUCAGAUAUUACAGACUAGUCCUUGUAAUAUUUAACUCCCUUAACUAGUUCUAAGAAAAAGAUCCUGAUCAGGGAAUUUGAAGUAGGAUGUGCUAAAUUCUUUUCACAAUGGAUUUUUGUGGUGUUUCUGCCUGCUCAAAUAUGCUAUAAAAAGUUUUUCAUAUCAUAUUUUAAAUUUAGGAGUCUUUACUGUCAAUUUGAAUCACUCCAAUAUACAUUUGCACUACAUAUUAUGCUGGAUAAAUGAAUAUUCUGUUGGUUUAGCUGAGUUAUUUCAACUGGAGAAUCAUACCACCAAGCAGCCAUUUGUGUAAUCUAACCAAUAAAUGAUUUCUGUGAGGAAA
Molecule: messenger RNA, 3598 nt
Organism: Protobothrops mucrosquamatus (brown spotted pit viper)
Lineage: Eukaryota; Metazoa; Chordata; Lepidosauria; Squamata; Viperidae
Gene: NBN
Product: nibrin
Exons: 16
Coding region: 73-2349 (758 amino acids)
Biological process (GO): mitotic G2 DNA damage checkpoint signaling; double-strand break repair via homologous recombination; telomere maintenance
Cellular component (GO): nucleus; Mre11 complex
Molecular function (GO): damaged DNA binding; protein binding
Source: RefSeq, a predicted model, not a curated record